Debaryomyces hansenii CBS767 is the source of this 480-nucleotide messenger RNA. Its product is annotated as DEHA2D19140p. NCBI's taxonomy places the organism in Eukaryota, Fungi, Ascomycota, Pichiomycetes, Serinales, Debaryomycetaceae. The transcript has a single exon. The record is from RefSeq and is a predicted model, not a curated record. The coding region runs from base 1 to 480 and encodes 159 amino acids.
AUGUACUUCUCUGGUAAAGAUAUCAAAGAAAUCAUUGUCGAAGAGCCUUCUAGGGAAGCUAUCAAAAUAAAUCCAACAUUAUUCAAUAGUUUACGUGAUAAUAAUGAACAAAGUACAAGAAUAUUGUUGGAUAUUCCAUUACUAAAGAUCCGAGAUUAUAGAGGCAAAACAAAGCAGGUCAUGAAGAGCUUAGUACCUCAAAGUGAUGCAGAUGUAUUUGCAGGCGACAUGCCAUUUAUGUCAGCUCUUGUUUAUAUCACAAAUGCAAUGAUGAAUGCCAAGUUUACAGGCUUGAGUAUUGAUGAGUUCAAAACAAAUUAUCUUUCUCCUUUUGAUAAGACUAUUAAAGAAUCGAAGAUUCAAUAUCUUCCUUGUUUAAACCCAGUUUUUCCUUAUCCAUUGGCAUAUGAUUGGGAUGAUGAGUUUGACAUCCAUCAAUAUUUCAGGCAAGAUAUAUCUGGGUCAAUUGAACGUAUAUAA